Molecule: messenger RNA, 1849 nt
Organism: Pisolithus orientalis
Lineage: Eukaryota; Fungi; Basidiomycota; Agaricomycetes; Boletales; Pisolithaceae
Product: P-loop containing nucleoside triphosphate hydrolase protein
Exons: 9
Coding region: 86-1849 (587 amino acids)
Cellular component (GO): intracellular anatomical structure; spliceosomal complex
Molecular function (GO): RNA binding
Source: RefSeq, a predicted model, not a curated record
AAUACCGCAGUUUGUCGCUUAUUCGGAUUUGCCCCAUGCCAAGGGCAAAAUCGUCGCCUGCACACAACCACGACGUGUCGCUGCGAUGUCUGUCGCCAGACGAGUCGCAGAAGAAAUGGAUGUGGAGCUUGGUAGAGAAGUCGGUUACUGGAUACGCUUUGAGGACAUGACAGAACCGGGAAAGACGUUUCUCAAGUACAUGACCGAUGGUAUGCUCCUCCGGGAGGCCGUGAACGACCCCGACCUGCAACGGUAUUCCACAAUCAUCCUUGAUGAAGCCCACGAACGGACUCUCGCCACCGAUAUCCUCAUGGGUAUCGUGAAGAACCUCGCCAAGAGACGACCCGACUUGAAAAUUAUCGUCAUGUCCGCCACCUUGGAUGCACUCAAGUUCCAAAAGUACUUUGGGAUACCCGGUCGCACACAUCCGGUGGAAAUAUUUUAUACCCAAGAACCCGAACCCGACUACGUCGAGGCUGCCAUCCGCACUGUUUUGAUGAUUCAUCGUGCAGAGGAUCCCGGCGACAUUCUGCUUUUCCUGACCGGAGAAGAGGAGAUCGAAGACGCAUGUCGCAAGAUCAAAUUGGAGGCAGACGAUUUGAUCAAUCGGGAUCCAGACUCUGUCGGGCCUCUAGUCUGUGUACCGCUCUACUCUUCACUUCCGCCACAGCAGCAACAACGUAUAUUUGACCCACCCCCAUCGUCGAAAACGCCAUAUGGUCCCCCUGGGCGAAAGGUGGUCGUAUCAACCAAUAUCGCAGAGAGUUCGUUAACCAUCUAUGGGAUCGUCUAUGUCGUCGAUCCCGGGUUCUCGAAGCAAAAGGCGUACAACCCUAGGAUCCGUGUAGAGAGUUUACUGGUAACUCCAAUAUCGAAGGCUUCUGCACAGCAACGUGCUGGGCGGACGAGACCGGGGAAAUGCUUCAGAUUGUACACAAAGAAGGAUUUCAUGUCGGAGAUGGAGGAGCAGAUACAUUCAGAGAUUUUAAGGAGUAAUUUAGCUAACACUGUGCUGGAACUGGUCAAGGCAGGGGUCAAAGAUCUUGUAAGAUUCGACUAUGUGGACGCACCCGCACCAGAAACUCUCAUGCGUGCACUCGAAUUGUUGAACUAUCUGGCGGCGUUGGACGAUGAUGGUAAUCUGACGGCGCUGGGCACGCUCAUGGCAGAGUUCCCGCUAGACCCUCAGUUGUCGAAGAUGUUGAUCGUCAGUCCGGAAUUCAAAUGUAGCAAUGAAAUGCUAACCAUCACUGCGAUGUUAUCUGUCCCAAAUGUAUGGCUCCGGCCGAACAACCAGCGUAAGGAAGCCGAUGCAGCCAAGGCACUUUUCACAGUCCCAGACGGUGACCACCUUACACUUCUCAACGUCUACAACAAUUAUAUCCAAAGUAAGCCUUUUACAGCCGAGAACGUUCGUGAGCAACUCAAGCGGACAAUGGAGCGCUUUGAGAUCGAGUUCAUAUCCAUCGGGGAUGAGAAGCGAUAUCUUGCCAUCCGGCAGGUUCUGUGCUGUGGUUUCUUUAUGCAAGCUGCUCACAAGGAAGGGGAGAAGGGCAGCUACUUAACUGUAAAAGAUAACCAGGUCGUGAACUUGCAUCCAUCUUGUGGCCUGGACACGCAACCAGAAUGGGUAUUAUUCAAUGAAUUCGUCUUGACGACUCGACCGUAUAUCCGGACUGUGACGGAUAUGCGCCCUGAAUGGUUACUAGAGAAUGCUCCCUUUUACUACGAUGUUGAGAGCUUUCCAGACGGUGAGACCAAGAGAGCCCUUCAGCGAGUUGUGAACAAACGCGCUGGUAAGCUUAGGGGAAGCAAAGGGCCCGACAGCUCAGGUAGGAAACAGAGGUGA